CUGUAGUUCAGCGCUGCUGGGCGUUGGCUGGUGCGCGCGCCCGGGUGAACCAGAUCAAAACAGUUUAGAGUGAAGGUGAAAGUGGAGCCGCGUCUGUUCAGAGAAGAGAUCAUAAACAGAGAAAAGCUCAGAGUCUGAUUCAGAGAGAUCAGACUCACCUGAUCUCAGCUAAGAGUCCAUGAGGAGUCAGUGAAGAUCCAGAGAGAAGGAUGGUUCUACUGAGAGAGCAGCAUCUGCAGUGUGAAGAGUAAAACCUCAGUGAUGGAGCUUCAUCACUCCAGCAGUGGAGGAAGAACCUCUGAUUCAAAAGGGAAGCGUGCAGGAUCUUCAGAACCCAACUGUGUGUCUGAGAAGAGGUACCGGUCCAUGGAAGGAUUCAGCAGUAGAAGGAAAGGAACCACUGAAACAGGCCAGCGUUACACAGUGGAUGAUGUCCUUCAUAGACACAAAACCAGCAUGAAGAACAAGUAUGAGAAAUUAUUUGAGGGAAUCAAAGCAGAAGAGAAUAAAACCCUCCUGAACAGGAUUUACACACAGCUCUACAUUAUAGAGGGAGAGAGUGAAGGAGUGAAUGAAGAACAUGAGGUUCUACAGAUGGAGAAAACACCCAGGAAACACUUACAAGACUCUUCAGUCAACUGCUUAGAUAUCUUUAAAGCUUUACAAGGUCCUGACAUCAGAGCUGUGAUAAGUAAAGCUCAAAGACACAGAGAAAGAAAAGGAGAUAACAGACCAAAAGAGCCAGAGCUCAGAGCUGUUCUGACUAAAGGCAUCGCUGGAAUUGGAAAAUCUGUCUCUGUGCAGAAGUUCAUUCUAGACUGGGCCGAAGGAAAAGCCAAUCAAGAUGUAGGGUUCAUGUUUGUGCUUCCGUUCCGGGAGCUGAACCUGAUUAAAGAUGAUCAAUACAGUCUUCAUGGACUUCUUUGUGACUUCCAUCCUGAGCUCAAAGAUCUGGACCCAGAGAUUUAUGAUCAGAUCAAAGCUGUGUUUGUAUUUGAUGGUCUGGAUGAAAGCAGAAUUCCACUGAACUUUGAACAGUGUGAGAAAGUAUCUGACAUCACCAUGACAUCAUCAGUGGGAGUGUUGAUGACAAACCUCAUCAAAGGAGAGCUGCUUCCCUCUGCUCUGAUCUGGAUAACCUCCCGACCAGCAGCAGCCAAUCAGAUCCCUCCAAAAUACAUCAACCGUGUGACAGAAAUUCAGGGAUUCAGUGACCCACAGAAGGAGGAGUACUUCAGGAAGAGGAUCAGUGAUGAAAACCAAGCCCAGAGAAUCAACUCACACAUUAAGACAGUGAGGAGCCUCCACAUCAUGUGCCACAUUCCAGUCUUCUGCUGGAUCUCAGCCACUGUUCUUCAGCAAGUCAUGAAACAGCGUCAUACAGAAAUCCCUAAAACUCUGACUGAAAUGUACUCAUACUUCCUGAUCACUCAGACCAACAUUAAGAACGAGAAGUAUGAGGAGAAAUGUGAGAGAGACCCAAAGAACCUGCUGGAGUCCAAUAGAACCAUUCUUCUGAAACUGGCUGAACUGGCUUUCAAACAGCUGAUGAAGGGCAAUUUGAUGUUCUAUGAAGAGGACCUGAGAGAGAGCAGCAUUGAUGUCACUGAGGCCUCAGUGUUUUCUGGGAUUUUCACUGAGUUCUUUAGGAAGGAAUGUGUGCUGCACCAGAGGAAGGUCUACUGCUUUGUUCAUCUGAGCUUUCAGGAGUUCCUGGCUGCUGUUUAUGUGUUUCUGUGCUACGAGAACAAGAACAUGGAGGAACUGCAGACAUUUAAACCACUGAACAGAGAGUGGGCUGAGAAUGUUUCUCUGGAUGAGGUUCUGAAGGGAGCAGUGGAUAAAGCUGUAGAAAGUCAAAAUGGUCACCUGGAUCUUUUCCUCCGUUUCCUGGUGGGCAUCUCACUGGAGUCCAAUCAGAGACUCCUACAGGGUCUACUGACACCAACACAGAACAGCUCAGCUGAAACCAGAGAGCACAUCAAGAGUUUAAUCAAAAGAAAUGAUUAUGAUUUUGAUGAUUUUGAUGAUUAUGAUGAUUAUGAUGAUGAUGAUGAUGAUGAUGAUGAUGAUCAUCAUCAUCAAUAUCCCACCUCCACUGAGAGAUUCAUCGUCUCCACUGAGAGAUGCAUCAAUCUGUUCCUCUGUCUGUCUGAAAUGAAUGACCGGUCUCUCUCCAGAGAGCUUCAGGAGUAUCUAAAAUCAGACAGACACUUAGAGGUGAAACUCUCUCCUGGACAGUGUUCAGCACUAGCCUAUAUGCUAGUGAACUCUGAGGAGGUUCUGGAUGAGCUGGACCUGAAGAAAUACAACACAUCAAAGGAGGGUUAUAGGAGACUGAUCCCAGCUCUGACUGUAUGCAGGAAAGCUCGACUAAAUGGCUGUCAUAUCACAAAGGACUGCUGUGACACUCUCUGUGCAACGCUACAAUCCGUGAUCUCUCCUCUGAAAGAGCUGGAUCUCAGUAAUAAUGACCUGCAGGACUCAGGGGUGGAACUGCUCUCUGCUGGACUGAAGAGUUUACACUGUGUACUGGAGAUACUCAGACUAGCUGGCUGUAGUCUCACCACAAUCUCCUGUGAAAAUAUAUCAUCAGUUCUACAAUCAGCAAACACUUGUCUGAAAGAGCUAGACCUCGGUAACAAUGACUUGCAGGAUUCAGGAGUGGAGCUGCUCUCUGAUGGACUGAAGAACACACACUGUAAACUGGAGAAACUCAGAUUAUACAUCUGUAGCCUUGGUGAGAAAGCUUCUGAAGAUCUGGGAUCAGCUCUACAAUCAGCAAACACAUCCCUGAAAGAGCUGGACCUCAGCAACAAUGACCUGCAGGAUUCAGGAGUGGAGCUUCUCUCUGCUGGACUGCAGAACUUACACUGUAAACUGCAAAAACUCAGAUUAUCUGGUUGUAUGGUUACAGAUGAAGGCUGUUCUUUGCUGGCUUCAGCUCUGAAAUCAAACCCCUCCCACAUGAGAGAGUUGGAUCUGACCUAUAAUAAUCCUGGAGAGUCUGGAGUGAAGUUGCUAUCUGAGCUACUGAAGGAUCCAGACUGUGCACUUGAGAAACUACAGGUGGAUCAUGGAGGGAAGAUCAGGAUGAAACCAGGACUGAAGAAAUAUGGGUGUGAUCUCACUCUGGACCCAAACACAGCACAAAGUUCUCUCUCUCUGUCUGAGAGGAACAGAAAGGUGGAGGCUAUGUGUAAUAGUCAGCUGUAUCCAGAUCAUCCAGAGAGAUUUGAGUACUAUGCUCAGGUUCUGAGUGUGGAGAGUCUGACUGGACGCUGUUACUGGGAGGUUCAGUUGAGCGGAGAUGAAGCUGGCAUAUCAGUAUCAUACAAAGGAAUCAGGAGGAAAGGAAUCAGCGGUGAUUGUGUGUUUGGAUCUAAUCCACAGUCCUGGAGUCUGAACUGCUCUGAGAACAGUUACUCCGUCAGACACAAUAAUCAGGAAACUAUCCUACCUGCCUUCAUCUCCUCUAACAGAGUAGGAGUGUAUCUGGACUGGGGGUCCGGCACUCUGUCCUUCUACACCAUCUCCCCUGACACACACACACUGACCCACCUACACACAUUCACCACCACAUUCACUGAGCCACUCUACGCUGGAUGCUAUAUUGAAUCUGAUUCCUCAGUGAGUCUGUGUGAGAUAGAAUAACCUCUAACAGAGAGAGAGAGAGAGAGAGAGAGAGCAGGUUGGUAAAAAAGUGUUUGUUGUUUAUCAGAUUGAUCUCAGACUGUAAAUAUGAGGGAAAUUAAACCUUUCAGUGGUUAAAUUAUUCAAAAUAAAUAAUAAAAAAAAGAGUUUUUUCUAAAAUGUGAGUACAGAAAAAGAUUCACUAAACGGAAGAAAAAUACAAGACCAUGGGUUUAAAUAUGACAUUUCAAAUUCACUGUUGCAGAAACAUACACAUUUAUCACACACACACACACGUAUAUCCUGAUACUUUUUACUACAAUUAUGUUUAUUUGAAUUUAUUCUAAUGGUAUGUAGACAUUAAAUUACACUCGCUGGUGAGACAAAUGGUUUUAACACUGUGUUUAGAGGGCUGAAAUUUUUUUACAGUGAUGUAUAUACCCUGAAUAUAUUUCUGUAGAGUUCCAAAUGCAGUAAAAUUAAUAAAAUUCAGGUAUUUUAGUGUAGUAGCCCUUGGGGUGUUGGGGUCAUUACUCUAAAACAGUGCUGAUUGACACAUUAAUGAGUAAUGUUAAAGUACUGCUUUGCUGUACUUAUUUACUUAUUUACUCCCUGUGGACAGUAAUCCAAUACUCUACUCGGUACGUAGACAGAGAUUCUGCUGUGGAAACAGGCAUCAUUUCCUCUACUGUGUAUGAUGAUACAGGCCUGUUCAUCUCUGCACUGUAAAAAAAAGAAUCUUAAAAAAUGCUCUAAUGACUGGCAGCAAUUACAGUAAAAUAUUAAAAUUCAAAAAAGCACAAAAACAAUACAUUUACAGAAAUUUUCAAUAAAUGUUUUACAGAUAAAAACGUAUUUUACACAUUUUUCUUAAAUUAUUAUAAUCACACACCUUCAAUAAAACAACAGCAUUAAAGUUCUGCAGAGAAACACGGUUAUUUUGCAGAUUUUUGUCUUUUUUGUCUUUUUCAAAGACUCUCUGACUGUACAGAGACAGAAUAUUUCAUGUCUAUCAAAUUCCUUUGUUAUACCUAUUUAUAGACCCAAGUGAGAAAAUCUGCCACACCAAAUAAAGCACUUUAGAAGCAGAUCAGACAUAAAGGACCAAAAGUCACAACAUGAAUAACCUGUCAAUCAUUCAAAUUAAGCAAAAAAAAAAAUUAAAUUGUGUAAUUCUAAUGAUGUCAGACAAGGAUUUUACCACUGAUGUCAUUAUUUAAUGGUCAACAGUCAGUUUAUAAAAAAAGUGGAGUCUCGUAGCUCACCUGGUAGACCAAAGUAUGAGCAGAUCAAUGGGAGUGAGGUUGGUUUCUGUGUAGGCGACUGUCUGAAGUUUACAACGUGCAAGUACAUUUUGUUAAAGGUAUUUUAUGCUGCCUCAAAUGUAAAAACGUCAACAAUAUAUUGUAUAUAUACUUGAUUUGUAUUUAUAAAAAAAUCUUAACAACUUUCAGUGUAUUUAGUGCUGUGGUUCCUGUGAGUGACUCACAAAAUACAAAAAGCUGAAGGAAGCUUCACAUCUUUUCAUCUGAUAUUAAACUGCUAUUUUUUACAAGAGAAACAAUUGGCAUUUUAAAUUAAAUGUACUGAGGAAAAAGAUCUUUGUCUAAUUGUU
Messenger RNA from Colossoma macropomum (tambaqui), 5248 nucleotides. RefSeq names its product NACHT, LRR and PYD domains-containing protein 12-like. Bases 262 to 3654 code for a protein of 1130 amino acids. Lineage: Eukaryota; Metazoa; Chordata; Actinopteri; Characiformes; Serrasalmidae. The transcript has 11 exons. Gene Ontology annotation, molecular function: protein binding. The record is from RefSeq and is a predicted model, not a curated record.